AUGAAAAACAAUCCGGCUGUACAAUUCGGAGACAGGAACCAGGAGCGGCGACAAGCCGCUGUUCGGCCCAUCGUCUCCGAAGUUCUAGCCAACGAGACGCUUCAGUUACUGCUUGAAAAGCUCGAGAGCGAGGAGGCCACCCGUGAGCGGAACGAAUGUCUGGUCCGCAUAUACGAGGAUGCGUCGGACUGUGCGAACGACAUGUUUGCGUAUCCAAUUUGGCCAAGGCUCCUGCGGUUCGACGACUUGGGGAUUGUGACGAUAACGUGUCCGGCACUGCGGGUCGACGAGCCGACGGGCACUUGGGCACUUCGACCUCCAUCUGGACGGGGCAAUCAUGGUGAAGGCGGAAGUCGUUGA
This is a messenger RNA of Monascus purpureus, 360 nucleotides long. NCBI's taxonomy places the organism in Eukaryota, Fungi, Ascomycota, Eurotiomycetes, Eurotiales, Aspergillaceae. The record is from the annotation of a GenBank genome assembly.